Messenger RNA from Apis mellifera (honey bee), 5179 nucleotides. RefSeq names its product CUGBP Elav-like family member 4 (gene bru3). Gene Ontology annotation, biological process: mRNA splice site recognition; regulation of alternative mRNA splicing, via spliceosome. The record is from RefSeq and is a predicted model, not a curated record. Gene Ontology annotation, molecular function: mRNA binding. The transcript has 13 exons. Gene Ontology annotation, cellular component: nucleus; cytoplasm; ribonucleoprotein complex. The coding region runs from base 1621 to 2796 and encodes 391 amino acids. Lineage: Eukaryota; Metazoa; Arthropoda; Insecta; Hymenoptera; Apidae.
CUAACCUCAGUGUGCGGAGAGCGACCGCAGUGUACACCAUCUCCACGUUUUGGCAAAGAAGAGGGCAGUUAUCGUUGCCGAGUGAACGAGUUUCGAUCCACCGUCGUACUUUCGAUCAGCUGGACCAAUCAGUGUUAUUUAUCUCGCCCGCCUUAUCUCCCCUGCCUUCUCCGUUCCACUCGGAUUUCCAUUCGCCGGUGAACAGACUUGGCGAAUGAGACGCACGUACGUUGGGCGAACGUACAGGAUUCGAUCGAGUGAUAUAAUAAUUGGAACGCGCCGGAAAUCGGAGCCCGCGAUUCCAUCCGUCGAUGGCGAGUUUUCCCUCUAUGGAGGUGGAGGAGUUUCGUUCGUAACGCGCGAGUGACGGAAUCACGAACGGAAUCGCGUUUACACGAUUUUGACGGACGAGGUGACCGAUCUCCUUUUCUUGAUGAAUACGACGACGUCGAGAAGAAGCACGGUCGGUAGCCACGCGGUUGACGCUCUCACCGCCGGUUGCACCUCCGAAGGGGUUGACACCUAGCACGAGGAGCGUCUGCUGCGCAGCUAGCGAGAGAAACGAUUCCGAAGGGAUCACCAUCUUCCUUCGCAUGGUGAUACAGUGGUGUUAUUGUUAUUGUUGUUGUUAUCGAUAUUUGGUGAUACACGUGCCCCGGUGAUACACGAGUCAAACUGACUACACGUUUCUAUGUUUACGUAAUUUCAAAUUGUCGUUUCGAGAGCGUGGAAAGGAAGAGUCGCCCGCCUCCUUCCGCUUUCCUUUCUCAAGUGUUCUUUUCCGCUGUGUUUUACCGUCGUGGGUCGGGAGGCGCGCGUGUCGAACGACGUGUCGGAUACCGGGCUGGCGAGAUCGGCAAAACAGUUUCAGGCUUUCGAUUUCGAAGGAGUUUGGAAUCGUGUGAUCGUCCGCGCGAGAUCGACGACACGUGGAUUCGGAUCCACAAUUCUCGUUCCUAGCUCACGUGGUCGUCGAACUACUACCGGCGACGCUCUUAUAGUGGCGCUUCCGCGAUAUAACGUAUCACGGAUGUUCCUCUCGAGUUGAAACGAGUUUGCUCGUGAUCAAUUUGAAAGUUGUCGGGUUAUCUGUGUGCUCGUUGAAUUUUUAUCCAUGUUCCGUAUCGACGUUGCGACAACAUCGGACGUGAUCGAUGAGUGUUCGGCCGAGUGAAUAGGAAAGAAAGAAAAGUAGGAAAAAGAAAAAAAAAAUAGAGACUCUCCGUCAAACGAUUCUUCCGUCCUGUUGUCGAGAAUCGAAACGCGUGUGUGCCACUUUCAUGUUGCGAAUAGAAGGAGAGGGAUGACGGUGCAUCAUCGUUGUGCUGCAGACACCGUCGAAGAGGAGGAAGAAGACUCGUGAAUUACGUAAACGACGAUCAUCGGUGCUGGAACGAGACAUCGUUAAUAGUACAUCGUUGUUUGCGAUUCUUCGUAGGAUUUUUCGGAUCCGCAAGCACGCGGAAUCAAGCAGGCAGCGUGGAGCGCUCGGCGAUCGUGUGGCCGCGCGCCGCGGACCUCUAUCUUUAUCAACCAGGCUGUGCAUUUCUCACCUACUAUAGUCGUGACAGCGCAAUCAGUGCCCAGAACGCUCUGCAUGAGAAGCGGACUUUACCAGGGAUGAACCGUCCUAUUCAAGUCAAGCCGGCGGACAGUGAAAACCGCGGAGACAGAAAGCUGUUCGUGGGAAUGCUCAGCAAGCAACAAACAGAAGACGAUGUCAGACAGUUGUUCACUGCCUUUGGCACAAUAGAGGAGUGUACCAUCCUCCGAGGACCUGACGGCAGUAGCAGAGGCUGUGCAUUCGUAAAACUUUCAUCGCAUCAAGAAGCGCUAGCGGCGAUCAAUACCUUACACGGUAGCCAAACUAUGCCGGGUGCGUCAUCCAGCUUAGUGGUAAAGUUCGCAGAUACUGAGAAAGAGAGACAACUAAGACGCAUGCAGCAAAUGGCCGGGAACAUGAGCCUCCUUAACCCUUUCAACGUCUUCAAUCAGUUCGGCGCUUACGGCGCUUACGCUCAGCAGCAAGCAGCUCUGAUGGCUGCGGCAACGGCACAAGGGACGUAUAUCAAUCCAAUGGCGGCAUUGGCACACGUUGGCGCUGGCCAACUGCCGCACGCGUUGAACGGCAUGCCAAACCCCGUCGUUCCACCGACUUCCGGUUUGCUCGUAGGUACCGGUACAGGGCAGCCUGUUAACGGGGCGAUACCGUCGUUACCGUCGCCAACGAUGCCCAAUUUCAACAUGGCUGCACAAACACCGAAUGGUCAACCAGCAGGUUCGGAUCCUGGUGUCUACACCAACGGGAUACCGCAGACCUAUCCGGGACAUGCCCUCCAUCUGUCCAUUCCAGCACAAGGGCUGCCUAAUGGGGAGGCGGCACUCCAGCAUGCCGCCGCGUAUCCUGGAAUGCAACCCUACCCCGGUGUCGCUUAUCCCGCCGUCUACGGCCAGUUUCCUCAAGCUAUUCCUCAGCCGAUGACCGCCGUGGCACCCACGCAGAGGGAAGGAUGCUCUAUCUCAGGACCCGAAGGCUGCAACCUGUUCAUCUACCACCUGCCUCAAGAGUUUGGUGACGGUGAGCUCAUGCAGAUGUUCAUCCCCUUUGGCAACGUCAUAUCCUCCAAGGUUUUCAUCGAUCGUGCCACCAACCAGAGCAAAUGCUUCGGUUUCGUGUCGUUCGACAAUCCAGCGAGCGCGCAGACAGCAAUUCAAGCGAUGAAUGGCUUCCAGAUAGGGAUGAAGCGUUUAAAAGUCCAGUUAAAGAGGCCCAAGGACGCGAGCCGGCCAUACUAACCAAAGUCCUAGCUUAGAGAAACUGGACGAUACGCACCCUACAUCAUAACCCACAGAAUGUCGUACAAGAACACGGGCUUAUUGAACGCUCGACGAUCAGAAGUGAUGAGUUUGAAUCACCGUUACAACGCUCUCCACUAUAAUAACCUAGUAUACUAGUUAGAUAAAUUAAUUAGAGGAUAACAAUUAGAAGUCGGUAGAGAUUGACUUCGCCGGCAGCCUUCGAAGGCGGCGAGGACGAAGAGGCUGAUGAGAACGCUAAUGAGAACACAUUGGAUGUCCACAGCGCUGAACCCAGUCCGAGAGAAAGGCGAAAAGAAAAGAAAAGAAAAGAGAAGGGAAGAGAGGGAAAGGAAAGGGGGGAAAAAACGCGAGAUUAGUAGGAUUCACGCUUCGAACAAAACGAAACACUCUCGGAUGCUCGGAUACGAUUAAUCCUUUUACUAAACAAAAACAAAAGAAAAAAAGAAAAAGAAAAAAAAAAAAAGAACGGAACACGCGUCGAUCUUUCUCAUCCUCUUCUUUCUAUUUUCCUACAUCUUAUUAUAUUUUAUACAUAUUUUUUCCGUUCUUCACUCUCGAUCCCUACUGCCAAACGAGAACCCGUAUCGGAAUAACGGAGCAAAGAAAAAAAAAAAAAAAGAAAACAAAGAAAAAAAUCUUUCGAUACGCGUUUCUUCUCGACGACGGCGACUUCGUCGUCGUCGUCGUCGUCGUCGUCGUCCUAGUAACGAGUUUUAUCAUCCGAUCAUCCGGGACAAGUAGAAAUUAAACGGGAGCCUUUAAGAGCCUCUCGACCAGGUUUUAUCGUUCCGACGACACGCUAACUCUUAAAUAGUUUGAUAAAUCACGUGAUGGGAAAAACGUUCAAGUGCGGGCGACUUUCCAGGUAAAAAAAAAAAAAACGGUAAAAACCAAAGAAGAUAUGAGAAGAAGAAGAAGAAGGAGAAGGAGAAAAUAAAAAAUAAAAAAAAAGAAAACUCUUAGUUCCUGACGAAGCGGCAUGGCGAUUGUAGCCGACCGACUGUUUAAGAAAAAAAGAAAAAAAGAAAAAAAAAAAGAAGAAGAAGAAAAGUUAACUAUUACCGCGAUUCGACCCAUAGCGAAAGUACCUAUUCAGAGAUUCUCUCUAGGGAAAACACGAGUCCAGUGUGUGUAAUCGGUUGAAUUCGUUGUAUCGCCUUUUUUAGAGAAGAAGAGGACGCAAACUUUGCCAAUUUUUUUAUUUGACAACCAAAGAUACAACAACAACAACAACAACAACAACAACAGCAAAAAGAAAACCGUCGAAUAUCCGGAAUAGACAAGGAUUUUUUCGUCGAACAAAGUGAUCAUCGCGUUUAUUAAUAUUAUCGCGGAUAGGAAGAAGGUCGUUAGGAUCGUUUCUUACGAUACGUAGUUUACGGUGUUCCGUGGAAAGGACCGACGCGGUCUCUCCUAACGCAAAUUUGUCAAUCACGUAUACAGGGUGCUCGUCUCACGCAACGUCUUUAAAAGAAAAAAAAAAAGAAAACGAAAACGAAAAAAAAAGAAAAAAAAAAGAAUGAAGAAUUUCUAAAAUGAAAACUACUACUACUACUACUAUUAUUAUUACUACUACUACUACUAUUAUUACUAUUAUUACUAUUACACACACACGAACACGCGCAUUCACAAUCUACAUCAUGUAUACAUGUACACACACGACGCGCACACACGACGCACACACGGUGGCCGAAUACAUAUAUAUACACACACGUACACACAGAUAUUACAUACACGUAUAUAUAUAUAUUAACCGAUACGAAAAUUAUGGAAUCAGUGCCGACCCCAAAACUCGCGGGUUCUUCUUAUCGGUUCUUCUUAUGUUUAUAAGAAUUCGUCGCAUACGCCGUAGGUUUUAUAUAUAUACAUACAUACAUACAUACACACGUGAGAGAAUUUCUAGGGAUAGUUAGCGCCGUGUCAAAAAGAGCGAGGUGUCAUUUCGAAGUGUCGUUUCCGGUCGUCCGCGCCACGGCGCUCGUUUAAUCGCCCAUCAACCGUCGAGAAUAUAUUUAUUGAUUACACUAGCCCCCCCUAAUUCAUCAUCCUUAUUAUUAUCGAUCGUUAAGUAUCGAUUUAAGUAUGGUUAAGCGAGAGAAAGAGAAGAAAAAAAAGGAAGGGAAAAAUAUUUCCGGCCGAAAACUAUUACGUAUUCCUUUUGUACAAGGAGGGAGGGAUCGUUCGAUCACUAAAAAAACUCGGUUCCGAAUUCACACAGAUCCGGGAUUCCUGUCGUUGUCCAUUCUCACGGCUCGAUCAUUCGAAAAAAUGAUGACGAAAUCGUUUUGUCGUUUCACCGACGCAUCGCCCGAGAAAUGUCAACCAGGCUGUGAUUAUCCAAACGAAACAAAAAAAAAAA